Messenger RNA from Rhopilema esculentum, 1648 nucleotides. Its product is annotated as ras-related and estrogen-regulated growth inhibitor. Gene Ontology annotation, molecular function: GTPase activity; GTP binding. The record is from RefSeq and is a predicted model, not a curated record. NCBI's taxonomy places the organism in Eukaryota, Metazoa, Cnidaria, Scyphozoa, Rhizostomeae, Rhizostomatidae.
UUUGGAAAAAAUGUUCUCACCGAAAUUUACACCGAAAUUUCGAAAAAGAUGACCAAACUUUUCUCCCCCAAAAAUAAACCGACCGAAAUUUUUUGGUAUUGGGUUAUUUGGUACUUAAUUUAGUUCUAAAGAUGUUUUGCUAAUUCUUUGUGGCUCCGACGACGUUUUAUAAGAACUCUUGAUAGGGGUUUUGUUCUUUAAUUUGACUUGAUGUUGUGAAUUUCUCUUUUGAAUAGAAAGUGCCCUCUGAACAUGAAAUAUGUGCAGCGCAUCCAUGUUUAUACGUAGAAAUCACACUUUAGUGCACGUGCAAAAGUUGUCAACAAAAUUUGGUUGUUUUUAAAUAUCCGGGCACUAUUCUAAAUGUGCGUAGAGUGAAAAAAUGCAAAUGAAAGGCAUAUCUCGAAUUCCGGUGGAGGUGCGUUCGCAAGUUCUCAAACACAAGGAGUAUGUUGGAAUUGUGUUAGUAAGGUAUUUUGAAGAAAAUCAAAGAGGACGCUGUACUCUUGACGCACCGGAGAUGUUGGUUUCUGCAGAGCUUUCAAGCACGUUUGGGCAAUUGAGUAAAUUCUAUUUUGUUGACAAUGCGUCCUUUCUAGUACAAACAUCCUGCUUACAAUGAUGUUUACGUGCAAAAUCCAACUUAAAGGAUUUCAUGACGAAAAACAGCUAAAUCAAAGCUCUUGAUAAAGGAACAAGUACACGAAGAAACGAGAUUCAACCUAUUUGUGUGGCACAGUGAUGAGCGUGGAGAACCCGUCGCAUAACGAGAAUGGUCAUAGGACAUCAAAGAGGUUCUGCGCCAGUAGCACAAGUUCUGUGGAUAGGCGCCACUUCUUAAAUGUCCCUUCAAAAAAGGAUAUUUUUUGCAGGUGUCCAGAUGUCAGGAUAUUGUUUCUAGGCGGCCGUAAUGUCGGCAAAACAGCUUUGCUUGUUCGAUUUUUAACAAAGAGAUUCAUUGGGGAAUACGACAACUCGGCAGAUGCAAGCUACAUGAAGCAAAUAUCCAUCAAUACGCAAGAUAUAACUUUGGAACUGCUGGACCCCCAGUCACAGGAUUCAAGGAAAAAUAUUCGUGGUAAAAUAGAUUGGGCUGAUGGAAUAGUUCUCGUCUACUCUGUCACAAGCAAGAACAGUUUCAAAGAAGUUAAUAUAUUAAAAGACAUUAUAGAUACUACUUGUACACAGAAAAGGAAACCAAUUGUGCUGAUUGCAAAUAAGAUCGACUUGAGACACAACAGGACUGUAUCGAGCAGCGAAGGGCAGUUGCUAGCAAAGCGCUGGGGGUGCUCCUUCCUCGAGUGCUCCGCAGCUGUAUACUCCAGCGGUUAUCAAACAAUUUGCGAAGCGAUUGUUGGACUUUGCCAAGAAGUGCUAAGAUCCAAUGCAGUUAGCCGGGAGAUGGGAAGGCUCGGAAGACGUCGGGCCUCGUUAUCACCAAGACCAUUCCGGGAUGCAAUAUUCAAGAUGUUUGGAACGACAAAAGACGAUAUCCUAGCAUGCAAGCAGUCUGACUUGUAGGGGAUCGAGCGUUCACAAUACGUUGUAUGAGAAUACGUUUUAUGAGAAUACGUUGUAUGAGAAUACGUUGUAUGAGAAUACGUUGUAUGAGAAUACGUUGUAUGAGAAUAAGUUGUAUGAGAAUACG